Messenger RNA from Gigantopelta aegis, 962 nucleotides. RefSeq lists its product as uncharacterized. The record is from RefSeq and is a predicted model, not a curated record. The coding region runs from base 90 to 494 and encodes 134 amino acids. Lineage: Eukaryota; Metazoa; Mollusca; Gastropoda; Neomphalida; Peltospiridae. The transcript has a single exon. Gene Ontology annotation, cellular component: membrane.
CCAGACCACAAAUUCAGAAUCGUACAACUACGAAGAAUCAAAAUAGUACUAAAAAAACUCCCACAAAAACACAACAACAACCCUGAAACAUGCUCUGUUACUCCUCACCCACUACCCUGGAGGUGGAAAUGGCCAAUGAAAAGAAAGCCAAAUCGUCAGACCGGAACUGGGUUUACGACAAAUCUGGCCAGACCGGAAGGGUCCUCGUGACCCAACCCGACGGCAGAGCGCUUAGGGAUCACGACCCGAAUAAACCGCGAAAUUAUAUCGGGCUGGCCGUCGUCGUCCUCGUGUGUUUCAACCCCUUACUGGGAAUCAUCUCCGUAGUCUUUUCCGUCAAAUCUCAUAAAGAUUUCCUCGAAGGGAAAGUGUCGUCUGCGAGAACUAAAGGUCAGGUCUCUUUUGUUGCCAGCGUUAUUGGAAUUCUUAUUACUGCCACCAUUGUCCUGGGAGUCAUCUUCUGGCCAGUAAUAUUUUCCAAACCGCAAACCUGAUUAGAAUGCGCGGCGACGUGAAAGGAACGCAAUGCCCGAACAGAUGUGGAAAUAUAAACUUCGAUAAAAAGAAAAAACGAAAUGGAAAUAGAGGUUUGGAAAACAUUGCUUGAAAGAUGACAAAUUGGUGUAUAGAAAAUACAACUGUUCGACAGAGAUGGGAAAUUAUUGUUAAACAAAAUACUGAUAAAAAGGAGAUGGAAACUGGUUAUUUUGAAGACACCAUUAGAAGCUAACAAUUCGUUUUGUAAAUGGAACUGCCGCAAGAAAUGAAAAUUUAUUGAAUAAAAUGCCCUGUUGAAGGCGACGAAAAUGUUUGGAUUUUUUUCAGAUUUCUAAAACAUGUUACUUUAUUCUAUAGAAAAUAUAAUGGGAAUUUAGUUGUAAAAUAAUUAGGUAUAUAUGCUGCUGAAUAAAGUGUUGUAAACCUUUACGAAAAUGUUGGGGGUUUUUUGCUUUUGUUUUUUG